Molecule: messenger RNA, 295 nt
Organism: Drosophila miranda
Lineage: Eukaryota; Metazoa; Arthropoda; Insecta; Diptera; Drosophilidae
Product: putative fatty acyl-CoA reductase CG5065
Exons: 3
Source: RefSeq, a predicted model, not a curated record
CAUUAAAAAUAUCCUACGAGCUACAGAUCCGAAACACAUAUAUUUUCUGGUCAGGUCUAAGAAAAACGAGGAUGUCAAGACGCGCGUUGCAAAAUGGAUGAGCCAGCCGAUUUUCGAGGAACUACUAAGGACAAAACCAAGGGCCUUGGAGCUGAUGACACCCAUAGCAGGGGAUUGUCUGGAGCCGGACCUAGGCAUUAGUGAUGCGGAUCGUAAGCUACUGGCAAAAGAGGUGCAGAUUGUUAUUCACGGAGCAGCCACCGUCCGCUUCAACGAGCCCAUGCAUACGGCACUU